This is a messenger RNA of Clarias gariepinus (North African catfish), 1597 nucleotides long. It is a transcript of the gene hnrnpcb, whose product is annotated as heterogeneous nuclear ribonucleoprotein C. NCBI's taxonomy places the organism in Eukaryota, Metazoa, Chordata, Actinopteri, Siluriformes, Clariidae. Gene Ontology annotation, molecular function: RNA binding. The coding region runs from base 136 to 1008 and encodes 290 amino acids. The record is from RefSeq and is a predicted model, not a curated record. The transcript has 9 exons. Gene Ontology annotation, cellular component: nucleus.
ACGCCAUUUCGUGUUGCCGUGUGAGCGAGCAAGCCUCCCGCUCUGUCUUCAAACAGUACUGCGUCGAAUUUUAAUCAUUUUUAAUCUUAAACUCCCGAAUCAGGCAGACAGACGACUCGACCCGAAUAACACAGAAUGGAUCUCUCGCCAACUACGAGCAGCCUGAUGGCGAGUAACGUGACCAACAAGACGGACCCGCGCUCUCUCAACUCGCGCGUCUUCAUUGGCAACCUGAACACCAUGCUGGUGACCAAGGCCGACGUGGAGGCCAUCUUCAGCAAGUACGGCAAGAUUGUGGGCUGCUCAGUGCACAAGGGCUAUGCCUUUGUCCAGUUUGCGAAUGAGCGCAAUGCACGUGCUGCAGUGGCCGGUGAAGACGGACGGAUGGUCGUCGGACAAGUCCUGGACAUUAACCUGGCUGGUGAACCAAAGCCUCACAGAUCAAAGACGAUCAAGCGCUCAGCAGGAGACAUGUACAGCUCUUCAUUUGACCUGGACUAUGAUUUCCAGAGAGAUUAUUAUGACAGAGUGUACACGUACCCCUCAAGGGUGCCACCUCCCCCUCCACCGCUCUCCCGUGCAGUCAUCCCUUCAAAGCGGCCGCGGGUCAGCGUGAGUGCCAGUCGCCGCGCCAAGAGCAGCUUCUCCACCAAGAGCAGCCAGAGAACCUCCCGCACCAUGAGAGCUGAUGACUUGCAAACCAUCAAGAAGGAGCUGACUCAAAUCAAACACAAAGUGGACUACCUGCUGGAGAGCCUGGAUAGGAUGGAAAGAGAACACAGCAAGAAAUCAGAGGUCAAGAGCAUUAAAGCUGACGAGACAUCCCCCCAGCAUCCCAGCGUGAAAAAGGAUCGAGAGAACGUGGAAAUCAACGACUACGAGGAGGAGGGUGAUUUAGAGGAAGAAGAGAUCAAGAGUCAGGGAAGGGAGGAGGACGAAGAGGAGGAUGAAGGAGAACAGGAGGAAGGAGAGGACGACGGGGACAGCACUAACGGAGACCACUCUUAAAGCACUCGUUCUUAUGCAAACGCACAGAUUUUGCGCUGAAGUAUGUGGGUGUCUACGUUUAUGCCACGCACAGCAUGCAUGCAUUUUGUUAAAUUCACCAAUCUCGGGUGAAGAAAUACACAAAUAGGGUGAAAUCCGAUCCUGUUCAGAACACGACUGCAGUCAAUUUCCGCCAUUCCGCGUUUUUUUCCCAAUACAAGUAAGUAUCAGUGAUUUUAUUAUUUUCGUCCUUCCAUCAGCAGCUUAAAAUUUCCUUCUCGAUUGUUGCACUUCCAUUUCUAACCAGUUAGUGGCAGUGGCACUCACAGUUUCAGUUCAAACUUUUUGAUUCUAAACUGAUUUUAUGGGGUGAGUAGGUCUAAGGUCUCAAAUCAUCUAUCAGCUACAAAAGAAAAGUUUAGCUUGUACAGUAUACUGUAUACUUUUAAUUUUUUUUUCUUUUUGGUCUUGUUUUUUUGUGAGUCUAGUGAUAUUAAGUGGAGGACUGAGCUUCUUCUGAGACAACUGUUUGUUGCUGUUUCAUUUUACUUGUUUUCAUUUUGUUCUGUAAUAAAUUUCAAUAAAAAAAAAAGAUAGAUGUUUUGUGGAA